Messenger RNA from Oreochromis niloticus (Nile tilapia), 1483 nucleotides. Its product is annotated as granzyme K-like. The coding region runs from base 259 to 1026 and encodes 255 amino acids. The transcript has 5 exons. Gene Ontology annotation, biological process: proteolysis. NCBI's taxonomy places the organism in Eukaryota, Metazoa, Chordata, Actinopteri, Cichliformes, Cichlidae. The record is from RefSeq and is a predicted model, not a curated record. Gene Ontology annotation, molecular function: serine-type endopeptidase activity.
GAUGCAAAUAGUGCCAGUUAUAAAUACCCCAGUAUAUUUCACAACUUAAAUACAUAUGGUUGUUCUGAAAGGGUGUGGAGUUGGGGGAGGGGGUGUGGAUAUUAAUGAUUCUCUUGACCAUAGAUUUGAAGGUUUCAGUGAGUGUUGCUUUGCUGACUCAUUCGUUUCCACGGUCAGACCACAUCCUUUGAACACAUAAAGCUGAGCAUCACAGCGAGUUUCAGUGCAUUCAGCGUCUGAUCAAAGAGGGAAGAAGAAAUGUCCUGCCUGAAGAAUUUCAGUCUUCUCAUCUCAUGUGUGCUCCUCUUCAUCAUCCAGCCAGGUCGUGGUUCUGAGAUUAUUAAUGGGAAAGAAGUCAAUCCACACUCACUGCCUUUCAUGGCUUAUGUGAAAAGUGUAACUAAAUCUUUCUGUGGAGGGACAUUAAUCCAUCCACAGUGGGUGCUGACAGCUGCCCACUGCACUGGGAGUUAUCAGGUGAUGCUGGGAGCCCACUCCAUAACAAAAAACGAAAGUUCCAAGCAACUCCGAGUCGUUGAGAAAAGUUUUCCUCAUCCUGACUACUGUUGUGCAAAGCACGACAAUGACCUCAUGUUGCUGAAGCUUAACAAACCGGUGUUGAAAACCAGAACAGUGCAGUGGCUCGAGUUUGGCAACACUGUGAGAGACCCGGCAGCUGGCAGCAUGUGUCUGGUGGCUGGAUGGGGAGUAACUGAAAACAGCCAAACAUCAGACGUCCUCAUGUCUGUCAAUGUGACUGUGGUGGACAGACAGACGUGCAACUCUUGUGUUUAUUAUAACCACGACCCUGUUAUCACCAAAGACAUGAUAUGUGCUGGUUCAGAUGGUACAAACGUCGCUGAUACCUGUCGAGGGGAUUCAGGAGGGCCGCUGCUGUGCGAUGGAGCGCUGGUUGGAGUCACUUCUUUUGGAGAGGGUUGUGGUACCAUUAAAAAACCUGGAGUCUACUCGUUUGUCUCAGAGAGACAGCUGUCCUGGAUCAAAACUACGAUGAAUUAUUUCUAAAUGUCAUGAAACCACAGACAUCAGGCAGCAUGAUUUGAUGUUAUAUCUGUCAGUGUUAUUCAGUUUAUCAUUUUACUGUUCCUCUUACAGUUUAUGAGUUUUUUGUUUCUGCCAGCUUGCUAUACUUUUUAAAAAAAAAUAGAUUCUGCACUUGGUUAGUCCACCACAUGAAAUUUUACCAUCUUUCACCACACAAACCAGACAGAAACAUGGUUAUAUCUAAUCAUCAUUCUUCCAAAUAAUUUAAAGAAUUCCCAAACACGAGUGCUCCUGGUUGUUGCAGAUGAGUGCAGCUGCAGUAAAACCAGGGAGAAGCUAUUUUUAUGUACACUCAAAACCCAUGAAUGUAAAAUAAAACAGAGAGAUUAUUCAGACUGUCAAACAGAUUCAACGGCUCAUAUACAACCAACUGAACCUGAAAAUGAGGCCUGUGGACAGGAUUGUUGAAAAAGACAAA